CUAAUGAACGUUGAGACUUGUUCAUAUGAUCGUGGACUAGACACAACUCAAUCUCCGGGCGGAUUUUCCUGGCAAGUGUCGUGACCUGUUUAUAUGAUCAUGUUUCAGGUUAUAUGAUUUAUGCUAUACUUGUAUGCUUCUAUAGUACUUUAAAUUAAUGUUUAAUAUUCAUUUUUAGAUGAUUUUCUUGUAAAAAAUAUAUACAAUGAGUAAGAUUAUUAGAACAUUAGUGAAAGAUUCAAUGAUACUCCAUAAAUGGACUACUUUAUCAAAUUUUAGUACAAUAUCAAGCCAUGAUGUUUUAAUUGUUAAAAAUUUAAUAACAAAUAAUAAAAUUUUGGACUAUGAAAACACUAUGAAAUACAUUGAAGAAAAUGGUAAAAACAUGAAUGCAAAAACUGCUGUUAGAACUAUAAAUAUUUUAUAUCAAAAGUUCAAUGGAAAUAAAAAAUUAGAUCAGACGGAUUUCACAAAUUGCAAAGGAUUUGAAAAUAUUUGUAAAGUGAUACUCAAAGAUGUUAGAUCUUUAAGCAGAUAUGAUACUAUAAACAUUUUACAAUGUUUAUUAUUUUUUAAUGUUUCGGCUCACAGUGUAUUAAUUCAAACAUUGCUUCAAAUGAUACGUGUUUCCUUGAAUGAUUUCACAGUUGGACAGAUAAUGAUUCUAUAUAGUAUGUUAUACAAUAUGGAAAAAUCAUUUCUGUCUAUAUCUUUACUUCAUGCAUUACCUUAUGCUUUUAAACAGCAAGCUCAAAUUGAACUUAAUUCAGAUAGUACUAAUUUGUUUCAAGCCCUUAACUUCUGUUCUACAAUAAAUAAUGUAACUGCAAAAAGGCACAUUCUUCGAAUUUUACAGGAAAAUAAGAACAGAAUAAAUUUCGACAAUGUAAUGUUAGUUUUUAAUGCAAUAUAUAGUUUACCAAAGUUGUGUCCACCUUCUACACAACUUCUGCAUUAUGUACAAUAUAUGAUAUUGAUUAAUUGUAAUAGAUUAAAUUUCAAUGAAAUCGAGCAUUUACUUCAUUGCAUUUCUAAAAAAGUUCUAAAUUCAGAAAAGGAGUUCUAUAAUGAAGCAUUAAUAGAUAAAUUAUGUUCUACUGCGUUAAUUAGCAAUAUUACUUUCCAACAAAACUUAAUCAUCUUACAGCAUUUAAAUGAUAUACGCUUUAGUAAUAUUCCUUUGUUAAACUGUUUAGUGGAAAAAUGUCUUGAAAAUAUAAAUAUUUUAGAAAGACAUUCUAUUAAUAUACAUACAUUUAUCAAAGGCUUUAUUAUUGCUGAUUAUAUACCACAUAAUUGGGAAACUAUAGGCAGAAAAUUACAAAAUCUUAUUAUCGCUACAGAUUGUUCAAUACCUAACACAGUGCCUACUGCUUUCCAUUUAGUUUCACUAAAUUUUUAUUGUCCGGAAUUAAUAGAAAAGAUUUUCAUAUCAUAUAAUUCUUUCUGUGAAAGAAAUUCAUUUCUUUUUGUAAAAGAUAUUACAUUAUCUGUUUUAAAAUUAUAUUGGUAUAUAAAACAGCUUUAUCCUGAAUAUAAUGGAUUUGUGCCAGAUGAAAGCAAAUUAAAUGAAAUUAAAAUUGAACGUGACAGUAGUGAAAUACCUUAUUUAAUAGAUAGUCUAAAAGAAGCUGUUGGAGGUACUGAAUACAUAAAAAGUGGUUUAAGAACAAAAUUCGGCGAAUUUGUUGAUUACGUUGUUGUCAUACAACCAGAUGGCUCUUUUAUGAAUACUAAUAAUUAUGAUAAUAUUACAUUUGUUGAGGAACUAGCAUUGCUAACAGAAUGUAGCAAAAUUCUCUUUUUCGCUUUCCCAAGAAAGGCAUAUUCUAUUAAUAAAGGAAAUUUAUUAUCUACAGUGAAGAUACAAUUAAAAGUAAUAGAAACAUUACCAGGUUUUCACUCCUUUGUUAUAAAUCCAUACAUCUGGGAAAAGUUCUCUGAUAAAGAAAAAGUGUUACAUCUUCAGAAAGUCAUACAAUUGAAACAGUACAAUUCAAAAUGAUAGUAGUUCAUAAAUUGUUUAUAUAAAAUAAAUAAUUUAA
Molecule: messenger RNA, 2045 nt
Organism: Bombus pascuorum
Lineage: Eukaryota; Metazoa; Arthropoda; Insecta; Hymenoptera; Apidae
Exons: 5
Coding region: 206-2005 (599 amino acids)
Source: RefSeq, a predicted model, not a curated record